Aspergillus luchuensis is the source of this 1395-nucleotide messenger RNA. RefSeq lists its product as uncharacterized. The transcript has 4 exons. NCBI's taxonomy places the organism in Eukaryota, Fungi, Ascomycota, Eurotiomycetes, Eurotiales, Aspergillaceae. The record is from RefSeq and is a predicted model, not a curated record. The coding region runs from base 1 to 1395 and encodes 464 amino acids.
AUGCUCCCCAUGUCAACAAAUUCUACCUUUACCGCAGCCAUAGUUGAUGGCUGGAUUGACGAGCCCGAUGGGCGUGGCACCUGGUCCAUUCUUUCGAGCUGUCUACUGACUAUUGUACUAUGUUGCUGGACGGCUGUCAUGCCCAACAUCCCUGCCCGCUCCGACCGAUGGUAUCAUGGCCUACGCGACCGACUGCAUUUGGCUUCUCUGGGACUUUUGGGCCCCGAAUUUCUCCUUAUGCUGGCGCUAGGGCAGUGGUCCUCGGCGCGAGCGUCUGUCAAGGGAUUUGAGCAACUAUUGACAACAAAGACCACUAAGCGACCCCUUUGGACUUUAACUCAUGCCUUCUAUGCGGAUAUGGGGGGUUUUUUGAUCGAUGGCCCGGGAACCGAUCGGCCAUUUCCAGUAAACGCGAAGCAGCUUCGAUUCCUCAUCGAGAAGGGCUACGUCGAUUACCCUAUGAUUGGUGAAGACGACAUCAACGAUCGGAACAAAUCUGACGCGUUCUCUCGUGUGAUCGCAGUUUGCCAGGCACUGUGGUUGCUCGUCAACUGCGCCAUGCGUGUAGCUCAGGGACUGGCUCUGACGACCUUGGAGCUCACUACCAUCUCAUUUGUGGUGGUGUUCCUAGUGACGUCUUUCUGCUGGCGCUUCAAGCCAUCGGACAUCUCGAGCACCCUGACUCUACACGCAAAUACCGAUAUCAACAUCAUUCGGGAACAGCAUUGCCCUUAUCCUUCGCAAGAAUGGCACGAGACGCCCCUAGACUUUGUGUGUGACGAUGUCUCCUUUUGCGCAGUGCACUGGCAUUACUACACAGAAAUCCUGCGAAAAAUGCAUAUUCCGAUGUUUUCACGUCCAAUGACCGCAAAACCACGCGAUCGCAUUGUCAGCGACAACUUUCCCAUCACCGACCUGAAGGCCGAUUGCAUUGCCACCCCAGUGCUGCUUGCAUUCGGCUCAAUGUUCAUGCUUGCCUGGAAUUUCCACUUUCCUUCCCCCGUCGAACAUCUUUUGUGGCGUAUCGCCAGUAUAUACAACCUGGUAUUCACCGUCAUUGGUGGACUGCAUGCCGGUUAUUGCGACAAGAUUCUGCUGCCCAGGGAGUAUAAGCGACGAAUGGUUCUGCCCUUGUCGACAGUAAAGACCUCGACUAACCCAUCCCGGCAGCGGUCGUGUCUGCGAAACUUAGCAGCCAAGUUGAGAAACAUCGAUCCGUAUCGCAAUCCCAAGAGAGAGGUCCCUCUUCGCGUGCUAUUUCCCACUUCUGUUCUCUGUGCAGCGUAUUGCGUGGGUCGAGCGUACGUUCUGACGGAGGACUUUAUCGGACUGCGCAGUUUGCCUGCCAGUGCCUUUCAGACGGUUAGCUGGUCAGACUACGUCCCACAUCUGUAA